Molecule: messenger RNA, 2580 nt
Organism: Castor canadensis (American beaver)
Lineage: Eukaryota; Metazoa; Chordata; Mammalia; Rodentia; Castoridae
Source: RefSeq, a predicted model, not a curated record
CCAUGGGGGUCCGGGGGUCUUCCGAGGUCUGCGUCAGCGGAAGGGUGCCAUUUUAGGCCCCACCGACUCGCCCCUGCUGUGUUUCCCGCCCAGAGACAGAUUUCCAAGACCGUGCUCGGUAUGGGGGAGCCCAGAACGCUGAUACCCGAUUCGGGUGCUGUGUUUACAUUUGGAAAAACUAAAUUCGCUGAAAAUAUUCCUAGCAAAUUCUGGUUUAAAAAUGACAUACCUAUAUAUCUUUCAUGUGGAGAUGAACAUACUGCUAUUGUUACAGGAAAUAAUAAACUUUACGUGUUUGGCAGUAACAACUGGGGACAGCUGGGAUUAGGAUCACAGUCGACUAUCAACAAACCAACCUGUGUCAAAGCUCUUAAGCCUGAAAAAGUGAAACUGGCUGCCUGUGGAAGGAACCACACUUUAGUUUCAACAGAAAAAGGCAAUGUAUAUGCAGCUGGUGGCAAUAAUGAAGGCCAGCUUGGACUUGGUGAUACCGAAGAAAGAAAUACUUUUCAUCGAAUUAACUUUUUUACACCCCAGCAUCACAUUAAACAACUCUCUGCUGGUUCUAAUACUUCAGCUGCACUGACUGAGGAUGGAAGACUUUUUAUGUGGGGAGAUAAUUCUGAAGGACAAAUUGGUUUAAAAAAUAUAUGUAAUGUGUGUGUUCCUCAUCAAGUGACUAUUGGGAAACCGAUUUCUUGGAUCUCUUGUGGAUAUUAUCAUUCAGCUUUUGUAACAGUGGAUGGUGAACUGUACACAUUUGGAGAACCUGACCAUGGGAAAUUAGGUCUUCCCAGUCAGCUGCUUAGCAAUCACAGAUCACCCCAAUUGGUGGCUGGAAUUCCUGAGAAGGUGAUUCAAGUGGCGUGUGGUGGAGGGCAUACUGUGGUUCUUACAGAAAAAACCGUAUAUGCCUUUGGACUAGGGCAGUUUGGGCAGCUGGGCCUUGGCACUUUUCUUUUUGAAACAUCUGAACCCAAAGUCAUUGAGCAUAUUAAGGACCAGAAAAUAAGUUAUAUUUCCUGUGGAGAAAAUCACACAGCUUUAAAGACAGAUAUAGGCCUUAUGUAUACUUUUGGAGAUGGCCGACAUGGAAAAUUAGGACUUGGACUAGAGAAUUUUACCAACCAAUUCUUUCCCACUUUGUGUUCUAAUUUUUUGAGAUUUACAGUUCAAUUGAUUGCUUGUGGUGGCUGUCACAUGCUAGUUUUUGCCACUCCACGACUUGGUGUGUUAGAAGAAAUUGACUUUGAUGAACCAAAUGAUCCUUACUUAAAUACAGCUGCUUCUCUCUCUGCUGGCUAUCUGACCUCAGGGAAUGUAUUGCAUAGAACUUUAUCAGCACGUCUGAGGCGAAGAGAACGGGAGAGACCCUCACCACCUUCUCCAACAGUGCAGCCACCAUUAGACGGAACUGCUACCUCUGCUUCAUAUUUUUCCCCCUGUUCAGUCCCUUUCCGUCUGCUGAGGAGUAACUUCUCAGAUAACAGUAUCUCAGAUCCUAUGGAGACACUGGACCCAGAUUAUUUUCAAGAUACAACGACCAAAGGGACAGAAAAUUCUUCAACAAUUGAUUCAGAAAGCCUUGAAGAAACUCCUGAUGUCUUAAACAUGACACAUGUGAUGAGCCUGAGUUCCAACGAGAAGUCAUUAAAAUUUUCGCCAAUUCAAAAACAAAAGAAACAAGACACAGUUGGGAAACCGAACCAGCAUACAGCUAGUACUGAGAGUGAUGAUAGUAACGAAUAUGAAUAUGAAGAUAUGUCAAAAAUGAAAGAAGGGAAAGCAUAUAAACAACAUGUAGCAAAAGGGACCUUCAUGAUUCAAGCAACUGAGACCACUGAAGCAUUCUCAGAUGAGGAAGUAGAUCAUGAUUCAGACCAGAUACCAGAGGAACAGGAAGGAGUAGAGGAUUCAGAAGGAAGUGGAGUAGAGGAGCAAGUUAUAGAGGCACAUAAGGAAAAUGUGCAGGUGCCAGGAGGAAAAAAGGAGAAGAGAUCAAAAACCCUGUCAGAUGACCUUACAGACAGAGCAGAGGAUCAAGAAAUGUCAGAAAUUGUGAAAGCAAAACCAGAGGCCAUGAACAAACAAAUUGAUAUCAAAAAUCCAGAACAAGAGGAGAAAAUUAUGGAAGAUGAUAAAAAUAUUGCUGCAGGUGACCCUGGUACAACCGAAGAGUCAGACGCUAUCAAGGACAACUCAGCUGAAAUCAUUAAAGAGGAAGAAAAAGCCAGUCUAGAGGAACGGGCUAUUCAUGAAUACAACGAAAAUCCAAAAGGAAAUAUGUAUGAUCGUGCAAAGAGCAGUUCUUCAGAAGUUCUAGGAAGUAGUGACUCAACACCAACUAAAGACAUAAUAAAGCCCAAAAGAAUAUUCCUCUUUAAACGGAUGUCAUUUCAGGGUCAGAAGAUGACUCAGAAUCGUAAUGAACCACUCUCAGUGAUAAGACCAAUAGGUGAUCAAAUAGCUAUACAAAGCAAUGAGAAAGAUGCCAGCCAGAGCCCAAUGGGGCAAAACCUUCAGGAAACUAUACCACCAAAGGCAGAGAAAGGAAAGUCAAAAUCCUGUACAAUACUAUAA